Messenger RNA from Camelina sativa (false flax), 1672 nucleotides. Its product is annotated as UDP-rhamnose/UDP-galactose transporter 5. NCBI's taxonomy places the organism in Eukaryota, Viridiplantae, Streptophyta, Magnoliopsida, Brassicales, Brassicaceae. The record is from RefSeq and is a predicted model, not a curated record.
AAUCAAAACAAGAGUCUUACGUCACUCUCUUAAGAUCAGUCACCACCAAUCCAAUUCAAAAAACUUUCACCUCCGAGUCUGUUUAGCCGGCAACAGAGAGUCUCUUUCUUCACCGUCGUGUCUUCUUCCUCUCCAGAGGUACUUCCUUGCCGGGUUUUAUCAAAUUAAUCAAUUCAAAUCACCAAGAAUGUGAGAUUGAAGAAGGUGAAGUUAAACAAUGGCUCCAGUGAAAAAAGCUGAUAAGAAAGCAACACUAGAUGCUGCUGCUUGGAUCUUCAAUGUUGUUACUUCUGUUGGUAUCAUCAUUGUUAAUAAAGCUUUAAUGGCUACUUAUGGUUUUAGCUUUGCAACAACUUUAACUGGUUUACAUUUCGCCACUACGACGUUGAUGACACUUGUUUUAAGAUGUUUAGGAUAUAUUCAGCCUUCCCAUCUUCCAUUUUCAGAGCUUCUUAAGUUUAUUCUCUUUGCAAAUUUUUCCAUUGUUGGCAUGAAUGUUAGUCUUAUGUGGAACUCUGUUGGGUUUUAUCAGAUUGCAAAGCUCAGUAUGAUUCCUGUGUCAUGCUUGUUGGAAGUAGUAUUUGAUAAGAUUCGUUACUCGAGAGAUACAAAACUUAGCAUAGGACUUGUUCUUGUUGGUGUUGGUGUUUGCACUGUUACUGAUGUUAGUGUUAACACCAAAGGUUUCGUUGCUGCUUUUGUUGCUGUUUGGAGUACUGCUUUGCAACAAUACUAUGUACAUUAUCUACAGCGAAAGUACUCGCUUAGCUCAUUCAACCUACUGGGUCAUACUGCUCCAGCCCAGGCUGCAACGUUGUUGAUAGUCGGUCCAUUUCUCGACUAUUGGUUGACAGACAAACGAGUUGACAUGUACGAUUACAACUUUGUCUCUGUGAUGUUUAUAACCCUCUCGUGCACAAUAGCGAUUGGGACAAACCUAAGCCAGUUCAUCUGCAUCGGGAGAUUCACAGCGGUGUCGUUCCAAGUCCUGGGCCAUAUGAAGACAAUCUUGGUGCUGGUAAUGGGCUUCUUCUUCUUUGACAGAGAUGGUCUAAACCUGCAUGUCAUUCUUGGCAUGAUUAUUGCAGUAUUAGGAAUGAUCUGGUACGGUAAUGCCUCGUCCAAACCAGGCGGCAAGGAGAGGAAGAACUAUUCUCUUCCAACAACCCGACAACAGAAACAUGGUGCAGCUUCGGAUUCUGAUGAACUCCAAAGUAAAGUUUAGCCAGUAGUAAAAUGAUCAGUAAGGUCAGUUUCACACACGUAGCUUUUAUAUCUCUCAGUUUGAGUUAUUCUUUCGUAGCUGAAUUAUGUAAUCCUGUAGAGCUCCUCAUUUUUUUGCCUGGGUACACCAAUUUACCACAUUUCUUUCAUACGAUGUACCAACUGACUCUGUCGUGAGAUAAACUUUAUAUAAGAUUGAUGUAUGUUAAUCUUCUGAUAUUUGUAAAUACCGAAGUACAUAAUAGAAUUGUUUUCUUUCGAUUUUAAGACCUUGAGAAUCCGCUUAGUCAUGUCUUGCUGUCACAAAAGACAAUACAAAGAGUAAGCUGGAAAAUGUAAACAAAUACUAUUCAUGGCACUGGAGUAUCAAGGAUAAAAACAGAAGAAUGUGAUCACAAAAAAAGCCCAAAAUACGUCACACAAGAAGGUCCUAGUACGAAAAAAAAAA